Zingiber officinale is the source of this 631-nucleotide messenger RNA. Its product is annotated as MICOS complex subunit Mic10-like. The record is from RefSeq and is a predicted model, not a curated record. Lineage: Eukaryota; Viridiplantae; Streptophyta; Magnoliopsida; Zingiberales; Zingiberaceae. Bases 115 to 420 code for a protein of 101 amino acids. Gene Ontology annotation, cellular component: mitochondrion; mitochondrial inner membrane; MICOS complex. The transcript has 3 exons.
UUAUAUUCGAUCCAGCGAAGGGCAGUAGGGCACCUUCUUCGCUUAUAUGCCCCAAGUUAGAAACCAAGAGCCGAAGAAUCGUCGACCGCCCCCCUCCCAAGCUUUCGUGCUCUAAUGGCGGAAGAGAAGCAGAAGAAGACGCACGGGAUUCCUCCGAAGUACGAUCUCAACGCCAAAUGGGACGCCUGCCUCGAUCUCACCGUGCGGCGGCUUGCCUAUUCCUCUCUCGCCGGUGCUUUCACUGCCCUCCUCUUCUUUAGAAGUCCAGUUACCAGAUGGGCAUCUGUAGCUUUUGGUGCCGGGGUGGGUAUUGGGUCAGCAUAUACAGAUUGCUCGUACAUCUUUGGCAGUUCUUGCCCGGAAAUCUCGUCUUCAAAAGUUUCCGUUGUUUCCUCUGAUCCUCAACAAGACCACAACUGAUUGAAGAUAGCAGCUGAAUAUUGAAACCAGAAGCAUGUUUUUUAUUCCAUUUUGUACGCGUCUCAGAGUUGUUGCCCCUUCGAAUGUUAUGGGGUAGAUCGUAUCCUUGACGGAGUUGUGUUUAAUAUUACAACAAAAAAUAAUUUCUUUUUGGGAGUAAAACAUGCAUCACAAUACUGCUUUAUAUUAUAUUAACUACAUUAAACUGUGU